AUGGCACUUUUUGUAGAUUUUAACUUCUCCAGUUCCACCACCGUGCUGGCUGCUGCUGUUCUCUUGCUUGUUCUUUAUCUCCUAUCUGUCAAUUACAUUUCUAAGGAAAGAGGGAAGGAACCCCCAGGACCGAGACCUCUGCCUCUGCUAGGCAACCUGUUGCAAAUUGACCUCAAGAGACCCUACAAAACUCUGCAUGAGCUUUCAAAGACAUAUGGGUCAGUAUUUACAGUUUAUUUAGGAACCAACAAGGUUGUGGUCUUGGCUGGGUACGAAGCAGUCAGAGAGGCACUGGUUAACUAUGCAGUGGAGUUUGGAGAGCGCAACGUCUCCCCAAUAUUUAAGGACCUGAACAGAGGUCAUGGAAUUUUGUUUGCAAAUGGAGAAUCGUGGAAAGAGCUGAGACGUUUUGCCCUCGCCACCCUCAAAGACUUUGGGAUGGGCAAAAGACUUACUCAGGGUAAAAUCCUGGAGGAGUGUGGCUAUCUGAUUCAAGUGAUUGAAGAUCAUAAAGGAAAUGCUUUUGAUACAGCUCUUCCAAUAAAUUAUGCAACAGCCAACAUUAUCUCCUCUAUUGUGUACGGAAGCAGAUUUGACUACGGUGACCCUGUAUUCAAGAACAUGGUGAAGCGAGCCAAUCAAACCAUAUGUGUCUCAGGUUCUGCAUCAGUCCAGCUUUUUAACAUGUUUCCUCGGCUGUUCGGUUGGAUAAAAAAUCGCCAGGUGGUGUUAAAAAAUGUUGAGAUGAAUGUCAGAGAUAUAAAGAAUUUAAUUAAGCAUCUGAAAGAGACUCUGGAGUCUGGACUGUGCCGAGGGCUUGUGGACUGUUUUCUGAUUCGGAAACAGAAAGAAGAAGACUCCUGUGUUUUGGAUACUCACUACAAUGAGGAGAACUUGACAUUCACAGUGAGCAACCUGUUUGCUGCUGGCACUGACACCACAGCAGCCACACUGAGAUGGGGUUUGCUGUUAAUGGCUAAAUACCCACACAUACAGGAGCAGGUCCACGAGGAGCUGAGCCGGGUAGUAGGAAGCCGACAAGUUUGUGUAGAUGACCGGAAAAACCUGCCGUACACUGAUGCAGUCAUUCACGAGACUCAGAGACUGGCGAAUAUUGUUCCCAUGUCUGUUCCUCACCAAACUAGCCAAGAUGUCACCUUCAAGGGAUACUUUAUCAAAAAGGGAACUAUUGUAUUUCCCCUUCUUACCUCUGUCCUGUAUGAUGAGAGUGAAUGGGAGAGCCCACACACUUUUAACCCUUCUCAUUUCCUGGAUAAGGAAGGUAAAUUUGUCAGGAGAGAUGCCUUCAUGCCCUUUUCUGCAGGUCACAGGAUGUGUCUCGGAGAAGGUCUGGCUAAGAUGGAGCUCUUCCUCUUCUUCACCUCCCUCGUUUAG
Pundamilia nyererei is the source of this 1395-nucleotide messenger RNA. RefSeq names its product cytochrome P450 2K1-like. Lineage: Eukaryota; Metazoa; Chordata; Actinopteri; Cichliformes; Cichlidae. The record is from RefSeq and is a predicted model, not a curated record. The transcript has 9 exons. The coding region runs from base 1 to 1395 and encodes 464 amino acids. Gene Ontology annotation, biological process: xenobiotic metabolic process. Gene Ontology annotation, molecular function: oxidoreductase activity, acting on paired donors, with incorporation or reduction of molecular oxygen, reduced flavin or flavoprotein as one donor, and incorporation of one atom of oxygen; iron ion binding; heme binding. Gene Ontology annotation, cellular component: intracellular membrane-bounded organelle; cytoplasm.